Molecule: messenger RNA, 846 nt
Organism: Aspergillus mulundensis
Lineage: Eukaryota; Fungi; Ascomycota; Eurotiomycetes; Eurotiales; Aspergillaceae
Exons: 1
Coding region: 1-846 (281 amino acids)
Source: RefSeq, a predicted model, not a curated record
AUGUCGCGCGCACCGCAGCCUCUGUCAACCGAUAAGGCUAAGGAAAAGAGACGACAAGUUGUCAAGGAGGUAGAGAAGCAAAUCCCGGAAGUCGUCAAAUUGAGACCAGAAGCUCCAGCCGAUGGAUAUCUAUGCUUGCCAGACAAUUACCCACCCCUACGCCCGCAACUUGCGAGAGUGAAGGUAAUUGAUGGCGACGCCUACGAGGCUGCCAUCGAACUCACCAAGGAAGCCAUCAAAGCUGGAGACAACAAACCGGUCUGUGUGCUGAACAAUGCCAACGCCGGCAUACCAGGCGGGGGCUACCGUCAUGGAUCGUUGGCCCAGGAGGAAGACCUUUGCUAUCGUAGCACCCUUAUUGCAACUCUCAAAAAGGAACUCUAUCCGGUGAAAGACCAUCAAGCCAUCUAUUCUCCGACCGUGGUCAUCUUCCGUACCCGAGGCAAUAAGGACUACAACUGCGAGUAUCCUCUGAUGGACUUCAGUAAACCUCAGGACUUCCCUGUCGUCAGCGUCGUCAGCGUGGCGGCCAUUUAUCACCCACAGGUCGACAAUAAGGCAAACCCACCCACAUGGGCAAAACAGAGUGAUCGGGAUCUUAUGUAUGAGAAAAUGCGGAUCACCCUUCGCAUUUGCGUGCACAAUGGUCACCGUAGCAUUGUGCUCGGGGCUCUAGGAGCUGGCGCUUAUGGAAACCCAAAUCAAGCAGUCGCAAUUGCUUUUCGUGAAGUUUUACAGGAGCCAGAGUUCAGGGCACGGUUCGACAACAUUGUAUUCGCUGUGAUGCAGGAUAGACGCAAGUGCUACGAUGUGUUCCACAAAGAGUUGGACGGGGUCCAAGUUUAG